GUCACGUGACCGCUUAUUCUCGUUGCCUCUGAAAAGGUCUUUGCAGAAGUGAAAGAGCUUAGCAGUAUACUGCCAAAAAGUCAUGCACGCUUAGAAACAUGCCGAGGUGCGGGAAAGAGGGAGAGGCUUAAGGCAGUGCCAGUGAGCUGAGGGGGAGAGAGAGAGAGAGAGAGCGACCAACAUCUGAAAGCCUAAAUGAGCCAGAGGAUGGAAGACCAGGUGAGGAUCCCACCUGGGGCGACGGGACUUUACAGAGCAAUGCUAGUCAAAUCAGGUAAGUGCAAACAUGAGGGUGCUUUCUGAGCAGCACAGUGCAAGAUAUCUAUAUGACACUGGGUUUGUAGCAGAGCAGGCACACACCCACACCUAUUUUCUUUGACAACAGGGAUUGUAGAUCUCACACUGCCUAGGAAUUUCUCUCUUGGAUUGCAGAAUCCCUAUUGUAUACGAAUGGGUCCCCCUUUUGUUUCUCGUCGUCCACUGAAUUUCGCUAUCCUGAGAUGUCCGAUUUUGGUGGCAGAUUCUUUUAAAUCUUUCUCAGCUGCAGAAGAUUUCGCUGUGCAUAGUUGUAGCUUGAAAACUUAUCAGGCUAAUUGCAUUUAAAAAGAUAUUUUCUUUCUUUCUUUCUUUCUUUCUUUCUUUCUUUCUUUCUUUCUGGAAGACUGCCAGCAAAUAAACCCUUGCUGAACUUUCUGUGACAAUUUGCUCUGCGCUGUCAGCUGGGACUGAGGGAGUGAACCCUGUUUCUGCGAGGUGUCUAGUUAAUUAUCUAAUUAAUGAUGACGCGAUGUUGCAAAUCGGUAGUUUUUGUAUUGUUCCCGGACACCCGUCACCGCUUAGCAAAAGUAAAUAGUUGUUUUGAUCAUUUAGAUUACAUAGUAUUUCUUCAUAUUGAGUAUAUCGUAUCAGCAGGACUGGAGAGAUUCGUUUUAUACUCUUUAGAGGUGGGGAAUCAAUAUUGCUGCACUGCUUCGUUGCAGUUAUAUCUUUAGAAAAAUAUUGCUGGCUACUGGAGUGGUUUUGGUGAACAGUAGCAUGCUUGACAUUUCAGAGAGGCAUUUAAAAUCAUUCACUGUGUUAACUCAUCAGGGGAAGGAGAAAUAUGUAACUUGGCGUGUUUAUAUGACUGCAGUCUUUUAGACCUUUCUUUUCCCAGAGAAGAUGGAGCUCCGACUCACUUAAAUAGGAAGUUGGAUUGCACCUGUAUUAGCUAAGGGUGGGUUCCCAUGUGCAUAAGCUGGUUUAGCCAGGUGCAUGUGCAACAGAGUUUAAUCUUCCUUUACCUCGAGAUCUGAUAAGGAGUAAGGACGAUGACCCAAGAUGAAGUCAGCCUCAGUUUCCAGACGCCUUGCUGCAUUAUGAAUACGGGCAAAUUAGAUGUAGUUAAUUAUUUAAUGUUUCACAUGCGGACCACACAAAGGGGGCUUGGCCCUUCCUUCGGGAGCUUUUGUUCCUGAAAAAAAAGGGCAUCGCCUGACAUUCGGGUGAGUGACGGGAGAGCAAAUGGUGUCCCGUCAAAAGUUAUGCUCAGUUUUUUUGCUGGCAGAUAACAGGCAUGGUGUGGGAAUCUCUGCACAAGCCAAACUCCCACAAGCUGCUGAAGCAAAAGCUCUGUGAUUAAAGGAAUAGUUCAGAGUCACUGUUGGCUUAAAUGGGCAUAUCGUGCGAGAAGUUUGGAGAUGAUUGGAUAGGCAAUUAAUUGCAGAGACAGUUGGUAGAAAAGAAUUAAGGGUCACCAAGGUUUGCAUCAGCCUACCUAAUCCCCAAACUCAUGCGACUCCAUGCCUACAAGAAAUUCCUUAUUCAGGGAAUUAGGAAGAGGAGUGAAUGUACUUGCACAGGGCUGCCCUAGAAUUGAAGUGGUCAGGGAAACCUAUGCAUGUAGGAACUCUUCUGUACACACUGAAAAGCACGUAAAGCUUUGGCCUGGAGUCCAUGUAGCUCAGUUCACAAGCGUGGAAUCUGGUUCCUCAUUCAGUAUCUGUCCUGAAAAUCAAAGCUUUGGUUUUUUGUUUGUUUUUUUUUAAAGAAAAAGAACCAAGGUCCUAGACCUCAUGAUUGCAAAUAAAUCUUGGGCAUGGUACAGUGGUACCUCAGGUUAAGUACUUAAUUCAUUCCGGAGGUCCAUUCUUAACCUGAAACUGUUCUUAACCUGAAGCACCACUUUAGCUAAUGGGGCCUCCCGCUGUCGCUGCGCGAUUUCUGUUCUCAUCCUGAAGCAAAGUUCUUAACCCGAGGUACUAUUUCUGGGUUAGUGGAGUCUGUAACCUGAAGCGUAUGUAACCUGAGGUACCAACUGUAUUUGAUUAGCAAAUACUCCAAAAUUAGAGUAGGAAUGUACCUUAGGAGACAAGGCAUUAACAGUUUCUCCUAGCCUUUAUCAGGCUGAGUAUACAAGGUACAUUUAAAGCACAUGUAUCUCCCCCCCUUCAAAGAAUCAUGGGAGCUGUAGUUUAUCCCUCGCAGAGCUACAACUCCGAUCACCCUUAACAAACUCUCCCCAUAGGUUAUAGUGGCAAAUUACCUCAGUCCCCAUCCAGUCAUCCCAUCGCUUUUCAAAAUAAAUAAAAAAGCUCAAAAUGUUGGCUGUGCAACAAGGUAAGUAAACAAAAGAAGAAGUAAAUUUAUGCAAGUGUUCUUAAUUUGCAAAAUUUAAUGGGGACAAAAACUCCAGGUUGCAAUUCUGUUCGUCAUCAUCAUCAUUAUUUAUUAAAUUUGUAUACCACCUUUCUUCUGAAGAUCACAGGACAGUUUACAACAUAAAAAAAAAAUACAAAAUACAUAGCAUAAUAACAACAACCCCCACCCACAAACACAUUUAAAAGGCCAUAUAUGAUUUAAUCAGCCAAGGCCCUGCAUGAAAAGCAGUAUUUUCACCUGAUGCCUAACUUUUUGUAACUUUUGAGCAUUUGCAAACUCCUCCGUGUUCACAGAUUCUUUUGCUCGCAGAAUACAGCGGUUCCCCACCCGUGUUCCAAACCUCCUACCAGCUUCUCGCCUCUCUCCAGCACAACCCUGCGAUCUUCUAUAUCUCCGUUUCCAAAACAGGACCACGGGGCAUCCAGCUGCCAGAGGUCUGGUUGCAAAGGUUGCGUCCAUUGCAUGCAGCCUAAUUAAGAGACUAAAAAGGGCCCCGUUUCUGGAUCAUACAAAAGGCCCAUCAAUUCCACCGUACAGUUCCCCACACGGUUGCCAAUUAGAUACCGCUGGGAAGCCCUCAAGCUCUUGCCGGCCGUUGCUUCCCACUGAGUGAUAUACUAACUCUGAAAAUGGAGGUUGCAUUUUGCCGCUGCGACUGACAGCCACCGAUAGACCCAUCCUCCUCCUCCUCCACCACACAUGUGUCUUAUCCCCCUUUAUAGCCAUCCAAGCUAGUCACCAGCAGCAGCAAAUUCUGUACAUUAAUUUGAAGGAAACAGGGCAACGUCAGACGUUGCCUUAUAGCUCAAUAUUGCCCACGCUGACUGGCAGUGGGCAUACCUGAAGGAGCGUCUCCACCCCCAACAUUCAGCCCGGACACUGAGGUCCAGCGCCGAGGGCCUCCUGGCGGUUCCCUCAUUGCGAGAAGUGAGGUUACAGGGAACCAGGCAGAGGGCCUUCUCGGUAGUGGCACCCGCCCUGUGGAACACCCUCCCUUCAGAUGUGAAGGAAAUAAACAGCUAUCUUCUCUUUAAAAGACAUCUGAAGGCAGCCCUGUUUAGGGAAGUUUUUAAUAUUUAAUACUGUAUUGUUUUUAACACUUGAUUGGAAGCCGCCCAGAGUGGCUGGGGAAACUCAGCCAGAUGGACGGGGUACCAAUAAUAAAUUAUUAUUAUUAUUAUUAUUAUUAUUAUUAGGCAGCUUUCCAGGGAUCCAGCCAGGAUUUCCCCAGACUUCCUCACCUGGAGAUGCCAGGGAUUGAACCUUUUUCAUGCAAGGCAAAUGCUGUACCACUGAGCCACACAGUCUCUAUAAAAUAUUUCCACGUUAAUAAUAAUAAUAGUAAUAAUAAUUUAUUGGUACCCUGUCCAUCGGGCUGGGUUUCCUCAGCCACUCUGGGCAGCUUCCAACAAAGAUUCAAAAUACAUUAAAAUGUCACACAUUAAAAACUUCCCUAAACAGGUCUGCCUUCAAAUGUCUUCUAAAAGUCAGAUAGUUGUUUAUUUCCUUGACAUCUGAUGGGAGGGUGUUCCACAAGGCGGGUGCCACUACCAAGAAGGCCCUCUGCCUGGUUCCCUGUAGCUUUGCUUCUCAUAGUGAGGGAACCGCCAGAAGGCCCUCGGAGCUGGACCUCAGUCUCUGGGAUGAACAAUGGGGGUGGAGAUGCUUCUUCAGGUAUAAGGGGCUCGCCAUGCAGAUCAAGGGAUAUCUGCCAUGUCACCCUAGGGAUGGGGCUUUUAUUGUUUUUGUUUGUUUGUUUUGCUACUUUUAAUGAUGUGGGGGGAAUUGUCCUUUUUCCUCUGUAUGUUAAGAUCAUGUUAAGACCUUCAGGUGGCAGCCCUAAUCAGAUAAUGUGGUGAUAAGCAGAAGUGGGGGAAGAGCAGGUUCAAGGAAAGGAGGCUGAGGCAGAAUGUCUUGGCCUGUGGUGUGUGUUAGUUCCGCUGUUCUGUGCAUUCGCCGUCUGAGGUAAAGAAACGCUGUUACUUAUCCUCAGCCUUUGCUUUAAAAGGUCCACUGGUGCCAUCCAGAGACUACAACUCCCAUCAUUCCUGAGCAUUGGCCAUGCUGGCAGGGGCUGAUGGGAGCAGGGCCGUCUUAACCAUUGGCGCUAGGUGUGCACAGCACCCAGGCGCCGGGCUCUCAGGGGCGCCAGGCUGAGAGUCCAGGGCUGAGCAUUGCAUUCCAGGGAAGAGCCACUGACAGCCGAGCAGAGCCCGUCGGAGUGCCGCAGGCUCUUUUGCUGUGGGCGGCUCUUCCUCCAACACUCGCCCCCGAACUCACGCCAAGCCGCGCACAGCAGAAGAGCCCGCGGCGCUCCAAUGGGCUCUGCUCCGCUCAGCUGUUGGCUCUUGCCCCAGCUGCAUGACGGCUAACUGUUUCAGUGCAGUACCCAGAGCGCUGUAUAACGUUGUGGGCGCUGCAUGGCGCAUCCUGUUGCAUGCGCCAAGCUGUGGGUUUCUUUGCUGGCUUUUCCGCUGUCGGCGCACUCUCCCAGCGCCACCCAACGUGGGGUGCCAGCGUGAGAAUGCAAGUGGCAGCGGAGGAAACAUCUCCAGACGGGAUCUGCCGCACGCCAACAGUGCCGACGGCAGCAACAAAUCCCGAUGAAUAGGGGCAUGCGGAUCCCGUCCAGAGAUCUUUCCUCCACUGCCACUUGCAUUCUGGGUGGUGCUGGGAGCAUGCACAGACAGCAGAAAAGCCAGCAAAGGAACCCGCAGCUUGGCGCACGCAACAGGAUGCGUCUCAGAGCGCCCACAACGUUAAACGGCGCUCCGGGUGCUGUGCACACAGCCGCAACAGCCGCCAUGCAGCAGGGGAGGGUGAGGCAGCGGUGAACCCCACCAAACAGCAACCUAGGGGCGCAGGGCGGAUCUUUGCACCCCGGCGCCGCAAAAGCUUAAGACGGCUCUGGAUGGGAGUUGAAGUUCAACGAAAUCUGGAGGGCACCAGUUUGAAGACGGCUGUGGCGCAUUUCUGUUAGCGUGCCUAAGACAGGUGUGUUACUGAGGCACUAAAUCAAGCACAGAAUAUAAAGUAUGUCUCUGGCAGCAUACGCACCCUACCUUUAGAGCACAUGGCUUCCCCCAAAGAACACUGGGAACUGUAGUUUAGUCCUCACAGAGCUACAAUUCCCAACACCCUUAAAAAACUACAAUUCCCAGGAUACCUGGUGGAGAUGCGCUUUAAAUGUGCUUAAAAGUAUGGUUUGUACACAAGUUCAAUCUAACAAUGAGGCUGGGCAGGAGGUUGCCUAGAUUGCAGGUUAUUUCACAUUUCUCGCCUUCAAUAUUCUCAAAAAGGCAUUAAUAUUGAGGUUUGGGCAUUAUGAUGACUUUAAAAGCAAGGGGAUUAAUCGACUCUUCAGUUGGCAAACCACCCUAGCCCUAAUCUUUCAUUCAGAAAUCCGACUCUCUUCUUUGCUGGUCUGCGAAUACAAUAAGGCUGCAAUCCUAAACACGUUUUACUAGGCCGUAGGCCCCAUUGUACAAAGCACGUUGGCUUGCACUGUGGAAACUGCAAAGCAGAACCUUCAGAAACAAUGGGGGGGAUUGUGUGCUGUGAAGUUUUGCCUCUUUUGUGUCAGCUUGCGGAAUGGAAAUGAAAUAAAUUAUCAGCCACUCCUCAGCUACAUGAAAACUAUCUCUUGGCAUUUGGCUUUUUGACACAGUGGAAUGUGUAUCCUGUUUGCAGACUUGAAAACAUGUCAUAAGAGUCCAGAUGCACUUGGUGCCCCCAAAAUCAUAUGGGUUUUUAUCACCAGCCCCCCACAGUAACCCACUUGCCUGACCACGAAAUGUGGAAUUAAGGACCAGGGUCCUGCCUCUGACCACAUACUCAAAAUUUGAUUUUACUACCAAACUGGCCGCCUACCCAGUUGCAGCCCGUUAUGGAAAGGCCUUGGGGGAAAAGGGCCUCUCCAUCCUAGGCCAGUCUGUUUGGGAAUUCCCCCAACUGGUCGCAAAGGAAGGCAGGACAGCCCGUCAUCAGCUGGAAUUCAGGUUGGCCAAUCAUUGGCCAGAGAGGACAAGGCUUGAGUGAUGGACCAAAAUGAAGUCCUCACCAUCUUAAUUUAAAAGGGGGGGACACUGCCCUUUUUUCAUUUUGGCCAUCUCUGCCUUUAUUCAUUCAUUAAAUUUCCAUCAAAGGAUCCCAGGCUGGCAAACCUCAGAGCUGAAGGCAAUUAAAACAGAAUAUAGUUAAAAUAAAACAUAUUUAAAAUAUUUAGAACAUCUAUGAACGUUUAGAAACAAUCACAUACCCCCACCGUUACAAAUUUCACAGUUGCCAUGGCCUGUGUCUAUCAGCCGUCAAAUGCCUGGGUAAACAGGAAUGUUUUUAAAAACCACUUGGAGCCACUGCCAAGAAGACCCUGUCGCAGAGGAAAUCCAUCCAGGCCGUAACUUGAGGCAUCACCACCAAUAGGGCCUCUCCUGAUAGUUGUAGGGCCUGAGGUGGUUGAUAUUUAAACAAUCCAAUUUGCUAAUCUACUGCAAAUCCUUUAGAGAUCAGUCAGUAGAUCCUGAUCUACCCAUACCAUGGAGUGUGAGACUGAGCUGCUAACUAAACCAAUUAGGAGUAAGCUCCAUUGAAUUUAAUGGGAUUUACUUCUAAGUAUACAUGGUUAGUUAGGAUUGUGCUGUAAGUCAGCCAUUCCCGAUUGUACUGUAACUGAGUUGGGCUUCAGCAGACUUGUAAAAUAGGGAUAUUCUUCUACACCUUCAAAAUCUCCACAGUGCUUGGUAUUCCUGCUUUUCAAGAGGAGGUGAGGCACUGUCCUUCAUUCUCUCUCUCUCUUUUUAAGGCAUUAUUUCUAAAAUCCAUUUUAUUUGGACAAGGCUUUUUUGACAGAGUUCGAAAAAUAUCAGAUUUGGUCACCGAAACCUUGAAAAGGAGGAGGGAGAGUUCAAGUUGGCAUGGAAACCCUUUUGUAUUUAAUAUCUGUACUUUGGCAGGCAAAAUGCUACUUUUGUUUAAUGGCCCACUGUAAUGUCAGCUUCUUGGAAACACCAACUGUGUUAGUCAAGGAGAAAAGAUUCCAAGUCUCACUUCUCAGGGACGUAUAUUGUCUCUGUACUUGAAGUAAUGCCCCUUUCUCUGGAAAGUAACCUGAGAGCUUCAGUUUGCUGUUAAAGGAGAACUGGGGCGGCUGUUUCAGAAAGCACUAUUGCAAAGGGCUUUACGACAGCAUCCGCACGCCCUUUUCAGCCUCCAGAGACUGAAACAGGAGCAUGGGGAGUUGUCUUAAAGGCCUUCGCAAAAAUGGUAUUUGAAGCAGUUCCAGGCUUCUCCCUUAAGAGAGCAGGCAGGUACUGAUGGUGGGGGAGAGAAGGCUCCUUUCUCCUCUCUUGUCACCCACCUACCCACUUGCUUAAAGCAGAGCUGCUUCAAAGAGUGCUUUUGCAAAGAGCUUUAACGAGUAGGGGUAAAAUUCUGCUGCAUUGGCUGUUUCCUGCUGGGAACAUGGUAUGCAGCUAAUGCAGGACUAAACCCUGACCUCCCACCCAUAAACUGACCAGUGAUGUCAGCUGGCGGGCAGGUGGGUGUGGUUUGGGGGAAAUGGCCUUGCAGGCAAAAUUGGACCCAUUCUUGGGUAAGGAACGGCCUGUGGGAUGAUAGUUCCCCAUCCCUAGUAUACCGGAUAUCAGUGGAGGGACAGGGACUACUGGAGACAUGAAAAUAAACUAAAAAUUAACGGACUGCAUUCAAGAAGUUCAUUGACAAAGUUGUGCAACAAGAUUUUAAGGGGACCGACUUCCAAUUUAAGUUAUAUCAAAUGAAAUGGUCUUGAUUUUUGUCCAGUGGUGAUGUAUCGCCUCUCAGCGGGGGAAGUCCUUUUCCCUUUCUUUCUCUUCUUACAAAUAAUGGGGAAGAUGCUCUGUCAUAGCACUGUUUGCGCUGGGUAAUUCUGUUGGCAAUGAGGAGCACCACAGCCCUGGCUACUUAUUUUGGUUGCAGCUUUUUUUUAAGUAAGAAAAACUGUGAAAUAGUCUGUUGUUUCAUUUGAUGUGGUAAAUCCACUCCCUCCAAUAUGGUAAUUCACUCCAACGUUAGAAUUUCGCCUUUGAGGGCUACUUUGGCUUCACCCUCCUGAAGGCAUUAAAAAAUCGCUGUCCAAUUACUUUAGUUUAGCGCUAAUUUAAAUUGUGGCUUCAGGCAACACAGCAUAUAGCGCUGAGUUACCCAGCAACACCCUACGCUGUGGCCAAAACCCUUCAGCAUUGUUCAGUCACAAAUAAGCUCUGUUCAGCCAAGGUCCACUGAAAAAUUAAUUAAUAGCUUCCUCUUUGUAGCUUCUUGCCAUUCUGUUGCUUCCUGUUCAGUAUGACUGUGAGGAAUAAUGAUUAAGUACCUCUUAAUUAAUAAGCUCCUCCACUCCGGUAGAGCUUUGACUACAUCAUCUUCCAUUUCCCCCUUUUCUUAGGUAGCUAAAACAAUAUAAUUUUGCUACAAAAGAAAGAAAACAAAAUGGAAUAAAAGAAAGCCAGCCGUUAAAGCUUUUCCCUGCAGUGAACAGAACCUGCCUAAUUAAGGAGCAAUCAGUCACUUAUCGCCCAGCUAUGCUGAACAGGAAACAAUUAAAGGAGCAGAAACCAAGCUUUUAACUAAAGAAAAGUCUGCCCUAAAAAAUGUUAGCAUGAGAGACAAAGGAUGAAAUGGUGAAAACGGCAAUGAUCAAUUGGGCUAUAGAUGUGGGCCACAAAUAUAGAGUUAGAUUUGUGGGGGAAGCUACGGCGUGCUAUGGCUCUUAAGGAAAAUUAUUGGGAAAUGAUUUACAGGUGGUACCUGUCGCCAAAUGAAUUAGCGAAAAUGUAUAAGUCAGACUCAGGUAAAUAUUGGAAGUGUACAGGUACAGAUGGAACCUUUUGUCACAUGUGGUGGACCUGUAGAGUACUUAAAUAAUAUCGGGAAAUGAUAUGAAAUGAAUUGAAAAAAUUGUUUCGGAAGACCUUUCCAAAGAUGCCAUCCUGUUAGGAAUAAUGAGGUCCAAGGUACCAAGUAAACAAACAAAUUUGUUUAUGUAUGCCACUACAGCAGCGAGAAUACUAUAUGCACGAAAACGGAGAGAGGAGAUCGUACCUACGAAGGAGGAGUGGCAGAUGAAAUGGAAUACGCAGAAUUAGCAAGAAGAGGAAAGAUUUAAAGAGGAAUGGAAGCCAUUUGUAGACUACCUAAAAUACCAUUGUAAAAAUGUUAGAGCUUUAGUCGGUUUGGAGUAAGCUCAGCAGUUAUAGCUUAUACAGUGGUACCUCGGGUUAAGUACUUAAUUUGUUCCGGAGGUCCGUACUUAACCUGAAACUGUUCUUAACCUGAAGCACCACUUUAGCUAAUGGGGCCUCCUGCUGCUGCCGCGCCGCCGGAGCCCAAUUUCUGUUCUCAUCCUGAAGAAAAGUUCUUAACCUGAAGCACUAUUUCUGGGUUAGCAGAGUCUGUAACCUGAAGCGUAUGUAACCUGAGGUACCACUGUAAUGAGAAGAAUUUGAAUGUUUAAAUAGUUAGAAAAAAUAGAAUAUGCAACAGGAAUGGGAAACUUAGGGAGCCAUGGAAGGAUGGACAGGAAGUCGAUGGAAUAGAAUAAUGGAUUGACGUAAUGUAUCUAUUGUUUCUUCUCCAAUUCUGUAUUUUGUACUCUUAUGAAUUCAUAAAUAAAUAAAACAGUCAGCAGCGCUUUGAUACUGGACAGACUGGGUUGCAAUUACAUUUUGUUGUGGGAGAAACAUGGAAGGAAAGCAUACAUUGUGGGAAGAGCUGUAGCUCAGGGAUAGAGCAGUUGCUUUGCAUCCAGAAGGUCCCAGGUUCAAUGCCCGGCUUCCUCAGGAAGGACUGGGAAGAAAGCUGCCAGUCAGUGUAGACCAGGCAUCCCCAACCUUCGGCCCUCCAGAUGUUUUGGACUACAAUUCCCAUCAUCCCUGACUUCUGGUCCUGUUAGCUAAUAAUAAUAAUAAUAAAAUUUUAUUUAUACCACACCCUUCCUGGUUCAAAAACCGGGCUCAGGGCGGCUAACAACAAAUUUAAAACACUUAAUUAUAAAAGCAGCAUAAAAUACAGUAUAAAAACAUGAAUAACAAUAAAAUUCAAAAAUCAAUUUAGGGGAAAUAAGCAUUAGAUAAUCCCCAGGGCUAGCUGGCUGAAUUGGUCCUACUUGGGCCAGCGAGGAGACCAGGGGAGAAUUAGCUGUGGUGUGCAGGUGAUCUUCAUAAAAGGGGAGGGGGAGGGAAGGGAAGGGAAAUAAAAGAUCAGGCUGAAUUCAAAUUAAAGGCCAGGCGGAAUAGCAUUGUCUUACAGGCCCGAUGGAAGGAGGUUGAAUCCUGAAGGGCCCUAGUCUCAUGGGACAGAGCAUUCCACCAGGUCGGAGCCAUCACUGAAAAGGCCCUGGCCCUGGUGGAGGAUAGUCUGACUUCCUUAGGGCCCGGGACCUCUAAACUAUGGUUAUUCAUGGACCCCCUAAGCCACAAAUGGAUCAUGGGAGUUGUAGGCCAAAACAUCUGGAGAACCGCAGGUUGGGGGUAGACAGUACUGAGCUAAAGGGAUCGCCAGUAUGACAUAAGACAUCAUCCUAUGCUCCUAAAGCAGUGGAAAUGCAAUUUGACGGCCAUGAUGUGUUCUGGAUUCUCCGUUAAAAAAGUUGAGUAAGCAAAAUAUAGCACUUCCAGAGAAAAGGUUAGUGUUGAAGCCACCUUCGUACCACAGUGCAAAAUCCUGGUCGGCAGCACAUUUCUAAAGAUAUUAGCAGAGCUGUCGGCAGUAUGGUUUAAUAGCUGAAAGUAUCAGAGGAAUUGAUCGUCCUCCUAAUUAAGAAAGAUUUAAAGAAGUGGUGCUUUUAGCUUGGAUAAAAAACAUCUAUUGAUGGAUAUGAAAGAUUUAGGAGAUCAAGAAUUAAAUUCCCAGGUAUCAGAAAAAGGUUAUUUAUGUAUGCAACAACUGCGGCCCGUGUUUCAUUAGUCCCAAAAUGGAAAAUGAGCAAGGUCCCAACUAAAGAAGAAUUGAAACUUCAAGUUGACAGAAUACGCACAACUUGCAGACUUAACAUAUAGAAUAAGAGAACAAGAAGAGCAUACGUUUAAAGAAGAUUGGAAAACGUUUGUCGAAUAUAUGGGAAAUAAUUGUGUACAGCUGAAAACGCUGGCAGCCUUAAAUUCAACAGUGUAAAUAAGUUGUGUAAUAAUGGAAAACCAAUUGGUAUAGUUUUUGUAAAAUAUGCAGGGAUAUAAGAUAUGCAAAAUGAACCAUGGAAAGAGAAGAAGGGAGGUCAUUGAUAUCUUAAGUAUGUAAAAAUUUUAUCUGAAAUUGUAAAACAGAAAAUUUAAUAAAAAUUGUAUUUAUUUCUUUUUAAAAAGAAUGGUGUAGAAAAUUUGCUUAGGGAACAUUUUUCAUCCUCUGUCAAAGCACAAGAACUUGCACUCACUUAAUAGAAUUAAUAGGCAACAGCUUUAAGCAAAUGUCAAUGCUUCUUUAUGCAGCCUAUUUUUAUCUUGCCACAAAACAUGGAAGUGGCCUUUUUAGAGUGAUGCUUCUUUUUAGAAGGCUGGGGGGAAAAUAAGGUUCUAAUUUUUUUAUUUUUUUAUUUUUUUAUUUUUAAUUGAAUUAUCUGCUGUCAGUCUGCCAUCAGCAGUAUCCUGGGCUGUUCCUCACAACUGUGGAGAAGCAGUUGCUGUGACAUCAUCACUCAUGGGUUGGGUUUGAGCACAACCCUUCUAAUGCCUCAGUAUAUAAAUAUGUAGGGACGUGGGUGGCGCUGUGGUCUAAACCACUGAGCCUCUUGGGCUUGCCGAUCGGAAGGUCGGCGGUUCGAAUCCCCGCAACGGAGUGAGCUCCCGUUGCUCUGUCCCAGCUCCUGCCAACCUAGCAGUUUGAAAUCACGCCAGUGCAAGUAGAUAAAUAGGUACCGCUCCAGCGGGAAGGUAAACGGUGUUUCUGUGCACUCUGGUUUCCGUCACAGUGUCCCGUUGCACCAGAAGUGGUUUAGUCAUGCUGGCCACAUGACCCGGAAAGCUGUCUGUGGACAAACACCGGCUCCUUCGGCCUGAAAGCGAAAUGAGGGCCGCAACCCCAUAGUCGCCUUUGACUGGACUUAACCAUCCAGGCGUCCUUUACCUUUUUUACCUAUAUAAAUAUUUGUGUGGCAGCAUGCAGAGGUUGAAUUUGAUUCAGGGCAGUGUGCAGCUGCCUUGCCAUGGUCUGAUUUUCCUGAAAACUCAGCACAGGCCAAAGACUCGGCCACACUGAGUGGUUCUUGACCAGAACACUUGGAUGUGCACAUGUGCUGAGAGAACUGCAUUGGCCGCCAAUCAGCUAUUGGGCCAUGUUCCGGGCCUUGUUGCUAACAAAUAAAAGGCUCUGAACAGCUUUGGGGCCAGGUUACCUGAAAGAUUACCUGCCCCUGUAUUGACCUGCAUCAAUCUGUAUUAGUCUGACCCUCCUUGUCAGAUCUUCCUUCCCUAGCAGAGAUCGUUCACAUUUUAAAAUGCUUCCCACCCCACCCCCACUUCUCCUCCAGUUGCCAUGGAGUCUAAAACAUUACCAAAUACCCCAAACAGAUUGUAAAUGAUUGCCAGUGUGACUAAUCUAAUUCUGUCAGAUGUGGUCUUAAGACUAGUUUGAACUGCAAUGGGUUUGGCUAUCUCUCAGCAUAGAGAUCAGCAUCGCCAGCUGCCCUGAUUUUACUCUUAUGAGACAGGUGUGUAACAAGAAGGUGUUGCUGCCAUCUUGGUCCGAGAGACCACGAGAUGCCAAGUAAGAGAGGUCAUUGAUAGAUCUGUUAUUGGAUUUAACAUUCAUUGGUGAAAAGGAAGGUAGGGCUGUUAUAUUAGGAAAUAAGGGACUCGGCUAUACAACUGCAAAUGAAAAGUUUUGAAUGCGUUGUAAAGUGCAAUAUACAAUUGUGACACCAGAUGGCGAAUGUGAGUUAUAGCAAAUUCAAUGAAUUUUUCAAAACGGUUUUUUUAAAAAAAAACCAUUUCACAAUGUUUUUAACGUGUGUGUAGAUCCCACCCCAAACUGCGGAAUGCUUUGUACACUGAAAAGUGCUGUAGUAGGAAUAACGUUGCUCCUUUUGAAAAGCAAAAGUGAACGAGGGAACAACAAGGUUUUCAAGUUUGUCGGUAAGUGAUCAGAAGAGGGGAAAUCAGAGAAAGAGGAAAAUAAUCAAGCAGAGAUUGGACGCAGCUUCCCUUUUCUUUGUUGGGCGUUCCUACUUCAUGCUAGCUGUUUCUUUGCAAGAUCGUCUGCAUUCUAAAGCUAAACGUUGCAUUUUAUCAGCCCAAAGGUCGUGUGCUGAAGCUCAUUAUGUUUGCAAGCUGAACUGUCACUGAAAUCAGUGAAGCUGACUUCAAGGGAGUCGUGCAUAGGAUUACAGCCACACUGAUCCUAAUAAAUGGGGUAUUAUUGUGUACUGCUACUCUUUGGUGUAUGUGUGUACAUAUACAUACAGUAGACCUACAGAGCUGGCGGCAUUUCUGGACUCUCCUCGGGGACGUCAUAAUGAGCUUCUGCACUUCAAAAUGCCCCACUACUCCAUGGCCUAAUGAUGUUGCCUUGUGGUUAAGGGCAGAAGCUAUCAAGAGGAAGUUCCGGAUCCAGGUGUAAGAUUCAAAAUGUUGAUGACUACAAAAAAAUGCCAAGAUCCUAGUUAUUGAGUACUAUGUGUCUUGUUAGCUUUGCCACGUCAAUAUUCAGAAACUGUUCCCUUUGUUUCCAGAGAGAACCUUCCUUAUGAAGUUCAUGUUUCUGCAAGGUGAGGUCCAGCAAAAACCUGCUAUACCUCUCCUUUUUGUAAAUAUUUGUCUGAAACUCACUCAGCUUGUUGAAGUAUGUUCAUGCUUCAGUCACUCUGUGCUCUGCACUGAUCCAUACAAUCUUUCUGGCAAUCCUUCUGAGCUGUCUCCAGGUCAAGAUUCUGCUCUCCGUCAAGCCAGGCACCUGGUAAUGUUUGCAAGUGCACCGUGCUCUGCGUGCUGCUCAGUGCCGGCCCUACUAUCGGGCAGGAUGAGGUGGCCCCCUCAGGCAGCAGGUGUUGGGGAGCAAGGCAGUGUUGAGGGUGUUGGGGGACAGGUCUGUUUUUUCCACGCAGACUGUCUGCACCCUCUAAGCCAGCCUGCUGCCCUCAGGUAUGGUGGGAGAUAUGCUGUCCUGUUACCAGCAUUGAAAUAAGAUUCAACCGGCCGUCCAGUCAGCUUCUGUACAUGGAAUAGGAGGAAGGGCGCCAUCUUGCCUUUUGCCACAGGCGGCAAAAUGUCUUGAGCCAGCCUUGGUACUGCUGCACAAGACAAAAGCCACUAUUAUUCUCAAAGGCCGAGGUGGGAAACUUCUUUAGUCCAGCAAGCCUGAUCCUUAUCUGCCCCCCCCCCCAUAGGCCAGCUCUGGCAAAUGGGCAGGACAAUCCACCUGUCAAUCACUUGAUGUCAUCACGAUAUUGGCAGGUGGUUUGUCCUAUCAAAGCCCCUUGUUCGGCUCUCCCCAAGUGUCUGGCAGUGCCUUGGUUUUCGGGCACUUACGAACCAUAGAGCAAGGAGAUUUGACAGCCAUCUGUCAGAUGUUUGGGAAGCAGCAUGCAAAGAGCACAGGAGUGGCUUUCAGCAAGUGUUGAAAAGUGUGCACUCUUUCACACAAGCCCUUGUACUUGUGUAGAGACGGCUUGUGCCUGCGUUCAGUGUAAUGUGUGAACAAGCCUUUUGUUUCCGAUUUUGGCCAGAGCAAGGAGGAGCUCCCGACCCCAGUCUGGAGAUACCUUCCUGUCUACUCAUUGCCAUCGAUUUCUUUGGUUUCGAACAUUCUGGGAUGUCGGCAAAUUAAUUCAGCCCGUCUUUGUGAGAACAAAGUCCAGUCCUCUUCAGUGAGGAGCUCAGGGGUUACGUAAGAGUGAGAGGGAUGAAUAACGAUCAGAGGCUGUUCCUUUCUCCUGACAGAUUGCCCAGGAACUGGCGUCUCCCUGCUCCUCUCAUUUUACACUCAAAUAUCCAAGUGGGAACACUUGUUUGUCACAAAGGCCGCGGGAUCGCAAAACAAAAGGCUCUCCAGCUUCUCAUUUUCCUUUACUUUAGAGGGCAAAUUAAAUAGGUUUUCAAGGUUGUUUCUUUCUUCUGCGGCCUCCAACGUUUCAAAAAAUUCAUUUCAGUGUGACAAGUGGAGAGGUUUUGGGGGGAGUCAACAACCAUUGGAUAUCAAAGCCAGUGUAUGACUUCAGCAAGAGCAUUUUAUGUGGUAAAGGGACUUUCAUAAACCAGAGAGGCAGUGUGGUGUAGUGAUUGGUGCAUCAGACUCUGACUGGCAGAAACUUGGUCCAGAUCCCUACUCAGCCAUGAAGCUCACUGAGCGACUUUGGCCCUAUCACACAUCUCAACCCAACCUACCUCAGGGUGGGCAUGAGGAUGAAAGUGGGGUGGGGAGACUUAGGAACAUAGGGAGCUGCCUUAUGCUGAGUCAGACCAUUAGUCCACCAACCCCAGUAUUGUCUACACUGGCUGGCAGAGGCUCCUCAGGGUUUCAGACAGGUGUCUCUCCAAGCCCCACCUGGAGAUGCCAAGGACUAGACCUGGGACCUUUUGCUGAUGCUCUGACCAUGUGUGUCACCUUUUCCUUGGAACAAAGGUGGGAUAUAAAUGUUUUAACCACAUACAGUGGUACCUCGGGUUAAGAACUUAAUUCAUUCUGGAGGUCUGUUCUGAACCUGAAACUGUUCUUAACCUGAGGCAUCACUUCAGCUAACCUGAAGUGUCUGUAACCCGAGGUACCACUGUAUCGAUCUGGCAACGAACAGGCUCUAGGUUCUUCCCUGGUUUUGUAGCAGCUCCCAACAAAGUCCUCUGAGGGAAGAACGUGGGACUGAGCUGCUUGAUCUCACUGCACCCAUGAUGGAAACAUCCUUCCCAUAGAAUCAUAGUUGGAAGGGACUCUGAGGAUCAUCUAGUCCAAACCUCUGCAAUGCAGGAAUAUGCAGCUGUCCUUUAUGGGGAAUUGAACCAGCGACCUUGGCAUUAUCAGCACCACACUCUAACCAUCCAGGACCAUUGCUGGCAACUUGGUAGUCAUUUUGCAAUCAUUAUCAAAACUUGUGGGGUAGGUCAAUCUUAUGGCCAUCUUACAGAUGAGAAACUCAGGCUGGAGAUAACAAUGUAAUGCAGAAAGCAAGGUCUUGUGAAUAAUAAUAAUAAUUUAUUAUUUAUACCUCACCCAUCUGGCUGGGUUUCCCCAGUCACUCUGGGAGGCUCCCAACAGAAUAUUAAAAACACGAUAAAACAUCAAACUUUAAAAACUUCCCUAUACAGGGCUGCCUUCAGAUAUCUUCUAAAAGUCAGGUAGUUGUUUAUUUCAUUGACAUCUGAUGGGUGGGUGCCACCACCAAGAAGGCCCUCUACCUAGUUCCCUGUAACUUCGCUUCUCACAGUGAGGGAACCGCCAGAAGGCUCUUGGCACUGGAUCUCAGUGUCUGGGCAGAACAAUGGCAAUGGAGACGCUCCUUCAGGUAUACUGGGCUGAGGCCGUUUAGGGCAGGCUUCCUGAAACUCGGCCCUCCAGAUGUUUUUGGCCUACAACUCCCAUGAUCCCUAGCUAGCAGGACCAGUGGUCAGGGAUGAUGGGAAUUGUAGUCUCAAAACAUCUGAAGGGCCGAGUUUGAGGAAGCCUGGUUUAGGGCUUUAAAGGUCAGCACCAACAUUUUGAAUUGUGCUCAGAAACAUACUGGGAGCCAAUGUAGGUCUUUCAGGACCAGUCUCAUGGAGCUCUCCCUCCACUACCUGGCUUGUAGUAUUGCCAUAUAGCCUGCAAGGAAGCUUCCAGGUGACCUGUUCAUUGAACAUUCAUCCUGAACUGUUUUGGCAGGAAGUUCAGAUGAACUUGGCUAUUCAGUGAACAUCCAUUCUGACUUGCUGGUGGAGAUGUUAGACACCACUGCACCAAAGCAAGUUCAUUUCCCCAUCGCUUUGCUUAUCGCAAAAAUGAAACGAAACACAACCUUUUGGAGAAAUUAGUUUGCUGUGCAAAACCUCCCAGCCAACCCAAAUUUGCUGGCAUGUGACUGAACCCCACCUGAAAAUAGUGACAGUCUGGAUUCUGGAAUCACUCCAAGAUUCUUGCUUCCAAAGCUGUGGAAGAAGCAUUUAAAACCCACACACACUGUUUCUGAAAAUGUUGUACAAAGGAAAGAGCUGUUCCAACAAGGAUCAUUCUUAGAUAGGGAGCUGCGCUUUCCUGAGUACAGCAGGUGUUUCUUGUUUCAUAAGAGGCCAGGGUGAGCCGCAGGUCUGUGUCUCAACAACGGUGGUCAAGCUAGACAAAACUAGCCAGCCUCUCUUUCCCUGCUAGCCGAAUGGGGUUUGCGACUGCUGCAAAAUAAUUUGGUGCACGGAGCGGCUGGAUCCGCUACCCUGCAGCGUUUAAUUGCAGCAUUGAACUUUUAGCCCCAAUUAUGCUGAUGUAAUCAGUUGUGAUCUGUUUUUCUCCCCUUCCCUUGACCCCCCUGCCCCACCCCGGUGGGACGCUAGCCCAGUUAGCAUGCGAUGUAGCAGGAAGCCGCUUCAACACUGUGAAUUCUGUUUUUUUACCUAUAUGGGUUUUAUCAGGUUGUAAUUCACUUAACGCUGCCCUGCUUCUUCUUCUCUGAUCUCACUCUGACAUUUCCAACGUUUGGUACAAGCAUGCCCGGCAAUAUCACUAUGGCAUGCAGGGCGUAGACAGUCACAGAAGUGGGGGAAUGGGGCAGAAAGGUGGGGGGAAAUGGAGUUCGAGCUGAAUAUUUUAGGCAGCACAGCCCAAUGGUCAAGGAUGAAGGGAGUCGUUGGGGCUGCCAUGCAUCCGUAUUUUUCCAGACAUUGCCGGGAUGUCAAAGGCGGAAGUGACAUCUGGGGAAAUUUCUGGAAAGCUCAACAAUUUCGGGGUGUUUUAAGCUCAGCAAUUCUGGGUUCUUACUAAUGAAGAGCUCAACAACUUUCAGGGUGUCCUGGUUUUUUACUUUUUGAAAGAUGGCAGCCCUAGUAGUUGUAGCCCCGGCAUUUGCAGGGUACCAUGUCGUUGCCUGGACGCAGGUGGCGCAGUGGGUUAAACCACAGAGCCUAGGACUUGCCGAUCAGAAGGUUGGCGGUUCGAAUCCCCGCGACGGGGUGAGCUCCCGUUGCUUGGUCCCUGCUCCUGCCAACCUAGCAGUUCGGAAGCACGUCAAAGUGCAAGUAGAUAAAUAGGUACUGCUCUGGCGGGAAGGUAAACGGCGUUUCCGUGCGCUGCUCUGGUUCACCAGAAGCUGCUUAGUCAUGCUGGCCACAUGACCCGGAAGCUGUACGCCGGCUCCCUCAGCCAAUAAAGCGAGAUGAGUGCCGCAACCCCGGAGUCGGCGACGACUGGACCUAAUGGUCAGGGGUCCCUUUACUAUGCUGUUGCCUACCUUGCUGGAGGGUCACUCAAAGGACCACCACUCAUGCACUGAGGAAGGGAGUGGCACUGAGCCCGCCAGACCCACUCCCGCAGCACCCACAUUGCCAACCAGCUCUAGGGAUAUGGGGCCCAGUGCACACAAGCUGAGAGCAGGAGGACCUAAGAACGUAAGAAGACCUCUUCUGGAUCAGGUCAAUAUCGAGCAUCCUGUUCUCCUGUGUCUGUGGGAAGUCAGGGAGCAGGGCACGAGCUCAACAUCCCUCUGCCUGCCUGCAAUUCCCAGCCACUGGCCUUUAGAAGCGAAUUACCUCUGACAGUGGAACAUAGCCAUCAUGGCUAGUAGCCACGGAUAAAUCUCUUCCAUGCAAGGGGGAAUCCUGGACCAAUCAGGAUUCCCAUACCCUUGUAUGGGGGGGGGUGGAGCUCUAUGCGAAGGGAUGGUUGGUGAGCAAUGUGGCUCAUGUGUGCAAUGCCGGGAUACACAGCAAUUAUAUAUCACACAGAGAGAGAGAGGAGAGAGGGAGCUUUUUUCCCAGCCAGAACUCAGUUCUGGCACCUCUCAGGUGGACGCCAUUGCCAUUAUAAGAGAACAAGGGAGGUGUUCGUAGUGAGUUCCGGCACAUUCUUUCAAGAGCUGAGGGGAUCUGUGUGGAACUCUCCACACACAGAGUCAAAACAUGAGUUAGUCCUCCGAAAGCUUAGAGAGCUCAGUUCAAACGCCAUGUAAGAGGUCCAGUGGAAACUGCUUACAGUGGUACCUCUGGUUAAGAACUUAAUUCGUUCUGGAAGUCCGUUCUUAAGCUGAAACUGUUCUUAACCUGAAGCACCACUUUAGCUAACGGGGCCUCCUGCUGCCACCACACGAUUUCUGUUCUCAUCCUGAAGCAAAGUUCUUAACCCGAGGUAAUAUUUAUGGGUUAGCGGAGUCUGUAACCUGAAGCGUCUGUAACCCGAGGUACCACUGUACUUACUGUCAUGGAAUGACAUUGCUCAGGUAGUCUUUGUAAUCCGGAAGGGCACAGACUUGAGAUGAUUCAUAUAUACAGUAUAUAUCUGGAAGAAGAAGAAAUAAUAAUAAUAAUCCAGAGGCCUUCUUUCUUUCUUUCUCUCCUCCCCCCUCUUUCCCCCUCUCUCCUAGCAUCUAUGUAUACUGAAAUACAGAGAGAGAGGCCAGAUAUUGGGAAUAUCAUGACUCAUCCAGAUUACAUUGACGGAAACCCUGACCUUAUCAAACCUAAAAAGCUGCUCAACCCUGUAAGAGCCUCGAAAAGCCAUCAAGAACUUCACAGGGAGCUGCUUAUGAAUCACAAGAGGUGAGGAAAAAGAUCCAGCACAGCUGUUUACUGCACCCUAACCUCAAAGUGAGUAGAAUUAUGAACUAGGAAGAAGCAGCAGGUCCCGUGUCUAUGCACAGUUGUACCGCUGACCUGCAUAGUUGAUUCCACUUGUGAAAACUGGAAUAUGCCAUGUCCUUCCACAUCCCAGACUAUGGAUUGUUUUUCCUGUCAGGCCUUUGGCCUGUGAGCUGGGGGUUGGGGGGGAUAGAUUUUAAGAGUCUUUCUUAGAGCCUUAUUUUUUUGUAAAAAAUAUAAUUGCAGAAUAGAGGCCAGGAGUCAUAAUAAAGGGCAGGGAUUGGUGUGAAGCAAAUAGAUCCUUCCCUCCAAUUAGCCUGAGUCUCAUUGGGAAAUGGCACCUUUUGUAGCUUUUUCCCCCACAAGCCGCAAGGACUAUGAAGUUGCUCUGUUGAAUGAAAAAGAAAACUGACAUUUUAAGCACAGAAGCCUCCACGCACCCACAUCCGUGCUAGAACAGAGCUAUAUAGUCAUUUUGAACAGUUGUUGUUGUUGUUAUUUUAUUUUAUUUAUUUGUACCCCGCCCAUCUGGCUGGGUCUCCCCAGCCACUCUGGGCGGCUUCCAACAAAGAUUAAAAAUACAUUAAAAUGUCACACAUUAAAAACUUCCCUGAAGAGGGCUGCCUUCAGAUGUCUUCUAAAUGUCAGGUAGUUGUUUGUCUCUUUGACAUCUGAUGGGAGGGUGUUCUACAGGGCAGGUGCCACUACCGAGAAGGCCCUCUGCCUGCUUCCCUGUAGCUUUGCUUCUCACAGUGAGGGAACUGCCAGAAGGCCCUCGGCGCUGGACCUCAGCGUCCGGGCAGAACAAUGGGGGUGGAGACGCUCCUUCAGGUAUAUUGGGAGCAAUUAGGGUAGUAGACCAUAGCUGAGCAGUAGGGCAUGUGCUUUAUAAUGUUUAUAUGAAGAAAUUCCCUGGCGCCCCCGCUUUAAAGGAUCAGGUAGCAAGUGGCUCCUCCACAGACCCUGGUCUGCCCUUGCUAGUCAUGGAGCAAGAUGGGGAAAUAGAUGCACCUGCCAGGAUUCUGAUAAUCCAUGCCAGAUUCUGGAAUUCUAGCCCUGGAAUCAAUGUGAAUGUCUCCAUAACUAUUCCAAUUAGCACAGGUGGGCCUUUCCUUUUAAAAUUCAUCCAUCCUUACUCUUUCUUUUUCCCCCUUUUAACAUUCACCUGCUGGUUCAAUGCACUACAAUGUCCACAGCUCUUUUGUUUCUCUUAAAAAAAUAAAUAAAUCAUUAUUUAAAAUCACAAAGUCUGAGUGGACAUGCACUCCUACACCAGAGAAGCCUGCACACAAUUCAGGUCACGUUUCAUAAUCUCGCCUUGGGUUCUUGCAGCGUCAAUAGAGCCAGAAGAACGUCAGCUCCCGCCCGAGAUUUCCCCAAAACUCUCCGAAGAGGUACAUAUAUUUAUAGAUGAAAGGAAGACAGGGUUGCUUGCAAAGGUCCUCCUAGAUAAAAGGAAGCAGAAGAGCUGGUAAAUAUCCUGUCCGCUUCCAAGCCACAUCCGCUAGCAUUGUUUGUUUUAUGAAGCAUGAAUCUUGUUGGAAAAGUGCAGGCAGGGGGCAGUUAGGCUAUGGAGUGAGCUGUUCAGAUUGGAUAAUUAGCAUAUGUAUUUAUUCAUGCAUUCGUCCAUUUAUAAAUUUGUAUUCAACCUUUCAGGGCAAAAAAACAACAACACCCUCCCUAGCUGGCUUAGAACAAGAACAAUCAUUUGUGGUGGGUGGCUAGAAAAGAGCUGUAGCUCAGAGGUAGUGGGUCUGCUUUGAAUGCAGAAGAUUCCUGGUUCAGUCCCUGACAUUCCUGCCUAAAACUCUGGAGAGCUUCUGCCAGUCAAUGUAGGCAGUAUUGAGCUAAAUGAUCAGGACCGUCUUACCCAUAGGCACUAGGGGUGCUGGGCACCGGGGCACCGGGCUCUCAGGGCAUAGCUGUCAACUUACAGAUUUGAAAAUAAGGGACCAGCAACCUUGAAAUUAAGGGAUCAGCAGCCAAAAUAAGGGAUUUUCCAAGCACAGGUAUGUUCAACUUCUGAGCCCCUCCAAGCCAAAGGCAGAAAGCCCAGCCAGCAGCCAAACGAAGCCUCAAGCGGUGGUUCCCACAGCGCAGCAACCCAGCAAAGGGGAUGCAGCAAGGAAAACCACCGUCACCUCUCCGCUGGGAAGCGCUGAGCAAAGGCGAGUCCCCAGGCAAUGCGGCCGAUUUGAUUGGCACAAGGCAUGCAAGCUCCACCACCCUCCAGUCGUUCUUAGACUCCUUAUUGGGUGAGCAACGCAACCAAGCAACACAGUUGGAGCCUCCCUGGCCGCAGGGAGGGAGGGAGAGGAGCUGCUUCCUUUGAAACCCAGGAAAUUUAAGGGACAUCAUCAAUAAGGGACAGCAGCGGGACAUGGCGCUGGGAUAAGGGACUUUCCCGCCAAAUAAGGGACGGUUGACAGCUAUGUCUCAGGGGCACCAGGCUGAGAGUCCAGGGCCCAAAAGUUGAGUCCGGGGAAGAGCCUGCCCGUCGGUUGGGGCACCGCGGUGGGCUCAAACUCUGCACCACGAGUUUGGGGGUGACCGAGCCAGCGAGAUGCUGAGGCGGCCGGCCAGCUCCUCCCUCCUGCAUGCCUGCGACUGGGGAACCUGGGGAGGGGCACCAGGCGGAUCUUUGCACCCCGGCACCGCAUAUACUUAAGACAGCCCUGUAGAUGAUGGACCAAUGGCCUGGCUCAGUUUAAGGCAGCUUCCUAUGUUCCUCUGUAGAUUUAAGACAGCCCCCAAACCCAGAUUAUAAUGAUAGCAGCUAACAACCAGCAUGCUUACCUGUGGAGCGUGGAGCUCCUUUUAUUCCAUGCUGUGUGUAUCCUGCCUGCUUCCAUCUGAUAAGAUUAGGAUCUGGCACAGAAUUCAUCAUCUUCACAGUCUUAAUACCUACCUGCGCUGGAGGCGUAUUGGUUUGAAUACCAGUUUAAUUGUCGCAACAUCUUCGAAACGGUCUCAGUGCCCAUCUAAAUACAGCAGAGAUCUUGGAGAUCUGCAGUUGCCUCAGCAGGCAACAUACCAGAUCUGAAGGAAUCUGCAGAUCUGAAGGAAUCUGAUUCCUAUCUCCAGGUUGAAAAUCCAAGGCAAGUUAUUGAGUGCCCUCUACUUAGGAGCAGAUUUUUGCUCUCCUCUUCUGUGGGUCUUCAGCACUUGCUUUUAGCUGUACAGUGGUACCUUGGUUCUCAAACUUAAUCCGUUCCGGAAGUCCGUUCCAAAACCAAAGCGUUCCAAAACCAAGGCACGCUUUCCCAUAGAAAGUAAUGCAAAAUGGAUUAAUCCGUUCCAGACUUUUAAAAACAACCCCUAAAACAGCAAUUUAACAUGAAUUUUACUAUCUAACGAGACCAUUGAUCCAUAAAAUGAAAGCAAUAAUCAAUGUGCUGUACUAUAAAAUAAGUAAGAUAGUAUUGUAGAUGAUAAAAAUUACAGGUUUUUUUCCCUUGCCUGUACUGAUGAUAGUCAUUGUUUGUAUGGGGUUUUUUUAUCCAUUUCCACAGACACACAAUCAAUCAAACGGUAGCUGAACUGGGUUCCACACAGUCACAAAAACAAAUUAACCAGAAAAGCCUCAAAAACAAAAACGCAAAAUAAAUAGCAAAAACAAAAGCACCAAACUUAAUCCGUUCCGGAAGUCCGUUUGACAUCCAAAAUGUUCAAAAACCAAGGCUCAGCUUCUGAUUGGUGCAGGUGCCCUGGAAACAACAGCCGCAUCGGACGUUCAGCUUCCAAAAACUUUUGAAAACCGGAACACUUCCGGGCUUUUGGUGUUUGAGAACCAAGGUGUUUGAAAACCAAGGUACCACUGUAUAUAUUUAUUUCACAAGCUUGGACAUAGAAGGGGGCCUCUCUAAGAAUCCCAUCUACACUAUACUUUAAAAACCGUAUCAUACCUCUUUAUCCAGUCAGGGCUUUCUCCGAAGAAUCCUGGCAUCUGUCAUUUGUUAAGGGUGCUGUGAGUUUGCCUGUUUGCCUCACAGAGUUGCAGUGGUUUAACAGUCAACUCAUCUUCCUAGGUAACAAACCACAAUCCCCAGGGUUAGUUGUGGAGCGGGGAGGAGGCACGACUAUAGGGUGCAGAUGUUGCCUUAUACAGAGAGACCAUUGGUCCCUCCAGUCCAGACAUGAUUGACCAUGUUCUCCAAGCUCUCUACCAGUUCAUUUGAUGUUUGUUGUUGUUGUUGUUAAAAACAGUCAAGAUCUUGAUAAGCUUCAAGGGACGUCAUCUGAGCAGGGUGACCAAAAGGUCAAAGAAUGUAAACAGUAGCAUUAGAGCAAAAAAACCAUUCAAACACACCACACUGACUAAGUCCGCACCAUGCAGUUAUAGCACUCUUAUGCCACAUUAACAGCCAUUGAAUCCUGACCCAACUUUGCUCAAGUCAGUAUGAAGGGCAGUGGCCACUGCUUACAUUACUGAACUUAAGAGCAGAUCAAUUUGUGCAGGAACUAUUUGCAGCAAAAACUGCCAGAGGUAUUCUGGUGUAAGAUUAUUGGUUGAAUUACUCCCUCUGCUGGUAGAUGGUAAAGUGGCUGAGAUUUAUUAUUAUUUUUUUAAGUUGGUCAAACUUGGAAAUGUCAUGCUUAAUUAAAACAUUUCUUUUUACACUUUUUCCAUACAAUUUUAAGGGUACACCCAGUUGAUCACAGAGAGUAGCGGGGCAGGGGAUAAUUUUGGAUAAAGCUUUUGCGCUGAUGCAUGAUUUGUCAUACAUAAAGUUGCCUCACUGAUCAAAUAUUCUCAAAUAUUUUCCAUUGUCAUGAAGUGGGACCUCCAGGAGUCUGUAACUUUCCUUUUCCCAUUCAUUCAUUUCUUAUAUUUCUAUGCCGCUUUUUACUCUCAUUAGUCACAAAGCGGCUUACAUACGAUAAAUAACAACAUAGCAGAACAUCGCAGUUGCAACACAGAUGAUAUACAAAUUGCCAAGUCAUCAAUAAAGUGACCACCUCCUAUAAAACAUUAACAAAACAACGUUAAAAAAAUAGAUAACAGCCCAACCACGAGAAAAGUCAUAUUAUAAAGUUCACAAAGUGCUUACAAUCCACAAAACAGUACAGUGGUACCUCUGGUUAAGAACUUAAUUCGUUCUGGAGGUCUGUUCUUAACCUGAAACUGUUCUUAACCUGAAGCACCACUUUAGCUAAUGGGGCCUACCGCUGCUGCCGUGCCGCCGUCAUGUGGUUUCUGUUCUCAUCCUGAGGUAAAGUUCUUAACCCGAGGUACUAUUUCUGGGUUAGCGGAGUCUGUAACCUGAAGCAUCUGUAACCUGAAGCGUCUGUAACCCGAGGUGCCACUGUAUUAACAACAAUAUUAACAAACAAACAAGCAAAAAACAAACUAAGCAGUGUUGAAUUCACACACUCUCUCUCCCCCCCCCCCACCUCCCCAUGACUCAUAGUCUUCUACUCAGUUCAUCAAAAAGCAGAUUCACAUUAUGGUCACGGUAGCAACCUCCUUCUGAAAUCUCUGAGGGCUCCGAAGGCUGGAGGGUGGGGCAAGGCAAGUGGGAAAAGCCCUUGCCUGGUGGCCAGCACAGAGUCUCCUUCCCCUUCCCAUCCAUGCUGCAGUUGGGUCAUUUUUAGACUCUGAACUUAGCAGUCUUAUGGGGUUGGGGAAUGCCCUUUAGAUGGCCAUGUGCAUUGCCUUGCUUACUCUAAAAAGUGGCAAGCCAGCCCUCCUUUGUCUUGGAGGUAGGGGCUCCUGCUUAUUCCACUUGGUGGGGAAAUGGUACCUUCUGUCCUAACCCCCGGCCCUGCCAGCAACCACAAAUUCCCAUCACUUUCUUUCUGGCCAAUGGAACUGUUCCUGUGCCCAGUCAGCCUGAAUUGGUUACUCAGGAAGACUCCACCUGACACCUCCUCUCAUAUCCUUGGCUGAGAGGAAGGCACAGCACAUGGCUGACCACACCACUAACCCGCUACCAUUCCUCCCCCCUCUUUUUUUUUAGGGUGGCCAAAUUGUAAAAAGGACAGGUUUUUGUAGCACCUUUAAGCAACACCUGUUGAAAUUCUAAGACACAGAUAGAUAAGUCGCCUCUCAUCAUCUUCGAUUUCAGACCGCGUUCUGCAGAAAAGAAAAAAAUAUAAUAAAACACAGAACUGAACUAAAGUAGCAGGUUGGAGACAGCUGCAUAAUCAGCAAAGGGAAGAAAUGUUUUCUUAAAUUUCUGGGUAAAUAAAAAUGUUUGUGCAGCACCUGAAGGGUAGCAAUGUGGGCAUCAGGUGACUCUCUUUAUGGAAAUGAUUCCAUAGCUGGGGCACCUUUGUACAUAAUCAUUAUACCUAAGUAGUUUUUCAAAAGACAGUCCUUUACACACCUAUCUGGGAGUAAGUCCCAUUGAACUCAAUGGGAUGUCCUUCUUAGCAGUAGACAUGUAUAGGAUUGCAACAGAAGGAUGCAAUGCUUUGCCCACUUUUCUUGUAAUAAGCACCAUUGAAUUCUGGGGAUUACUUUUGAGCAGGGUUGCCCUGUUUGUUUCCCCGCAGGAUACAACCAUUUGCACUUGGCAGCUCAGCCUUAAUUAACCUGCCCCUUUUCCCUCCUCGUUUCACAGAGGCUUGGGAGUCGAGAGCAAACCAGAACUGCAGCGAGUUCUGGAGCAUCGGCGGCGGAACCAGCUGAUCAGGCAGAGGAAAGAAGAGGAAGAGGCGAAGAAGUUGAAAUCUCCCUUCGAGCAAGAGCUCCUGAAGAGGCAACAGAAGCUGGAUCAGGUAGGACGCAGUUCUGAAAUCUUGUUGCAAUAAACCACAUCAGAAGUGCAGAGAAAUCCACCCCGUACUUACUCUAAACAAUCACAUGGCGCUCUUCAGUCUUUUCACAAACAACUCUGCAUUGGUAGGUUAGGUGAAGGAUCUGUGGGUUUUUAUGCGCAAGUGCUGCUGUUGAGCUUCAUACCAGAGCAGGUAAACCAUCAGCAACUAAUGUUUUGUGACCAGAGGGCUGUUUCCACCCUUAGCCAUCCCUCUGGGCACCCCAGGCCAGCAUUGGGUGUGGCCAAAAGUGGGCGCGACCAUGUCACCGUCUCACAUGCAUGCCCACACAAGACACGCAGAGGCACGCAGCCAACCCAUGUCUCCCUCCCCACUCAUCAAACGAUCGAUUAGAUCGGUGGCUCCCGAACAUGUUUGGUCCACCACCCCCUUUGUUCCAUAAACUCAUCCCCAGUGGCCCCAACCCUACAAGAAGUGCUAUUCAGAACAGCAGUCUGCAUGACCCGCUCAGGAAAAGGCUUACACAAUAAGAAUUUAAAUCAGUAACAAAUAUGUGAGAAUUUAUGCAGUAUCCACUUAAAACGAUUUAGUUUAACUGAUUCAACAAAAAUGGAUGAUUCAGUCAUUUGCACCUCCAGUGCCCCCCUGCCAUGCCUUUGAUUCUUAGCACCCCACUUCCUAAUCCCACUGCCUGCCCCCUGGAGGCUUAUACCACCCAGAUUGGGAACCGCAGAAUUAGAUCAGAGAAGUGAGGUUACAGGGAACCAGGCAGAGGGCCUUCUCGGUAGUGGCACCUGCCCUGUGGAACGCCCUCCCAGCAGAUGUCAAGGCAAUAAACAACAAUUUUACUGUAUUGUUUUUAAUGUUUGGUUGGAAGCCGCCCAGAGUGGCUGGGGAAACCCAGCCAGAUGGGUGGGGUAUAAAUAAUAAAUAAUAAAUUAUUAUUACUAUUAUUACUAUUAUUAUUAUUAUUAUUAUUAUUAUUAUUAUUACUAUUACUAUUACUAUUAUUACUAUUAUUGUUAAUUUUUAUUGGCUUUAUUAUUAUAUUUGUACCCCACUUUUUCCUCCAAGGAGCUUAAGGUGGCUCCUUUGUAUGCUCCCUACCCUACACUUUAACUGAACGGGCUGCCAAGAUUGAACUGUGUUUUGCCACCAAUCGAAUCCAUUUUUAUUCUUAAACAAGCACCCAGCACUCAGCUCUUUGCCUUGUUGUUAUGCUGGGAUGCACGCCAGCCCCUUUUGCAAAAGCAAGGGGAGCAGCCCAGACUCCCAACCAACAGUAGGAUAACAACCAAUGAGUUUGCCAGGUGACACUUUUCAUGGCAUGGGAAGAUCAGUGUUAUCACCUGCGAAGUUCAGUCUGCAAAUCUUGUUGUCGGAGCCAAUGGCAAGCGGACCCAGCUAAUUCUAGUUUUGUGCCUUUGCUGAGACUAAGCAGGAGGAAGCAGAAAGGUCAUGCCCUCUGUUACUUUGUAAGUAAGAAGACUGACAGAGAGGGCAGUCUGGGGUUGGUGUGGCAGGGGGCCCGUUCACUGGAGCAACUGGCCUUCAUUGGCAAAGGGCCAAACCCCUACUCCCCAGUCCUUGACUUGACAUCGUGCAAUUUACCUUUGCUCAGGACUCACAGGAAUAUGCCUCAAGCUUUCACCUGAUGAUCUGGCUAAACCCUUUCGAUCCAGGUUCUGCCGUCUGUAAUGGGAUUGCAGCCACCAGGCUGCCUAAGCCUCCUGCCCCAGCAGCAGAGCAGCUGCUUUUCUAUCCUGGCUUUAAUCCCCAGAUUUUAACACCACUCACAAGCCCUUCAAUCCCCUUGAAGUCACUGAGAGCUCUAAGCUUGUAAACACCAGUUCAGGAUUUCAAAAUUUUUAAACCAGCCUGGCGAAACAGGGAAGGCAACCAAAACAUUGCGCGUUGCACUCUUACCGGAUAGAGAUCUUAAUUAAAUUUUCGGCAGAGCGCCGCACACAUCUCUUGAAGGCACAAUUAUCAACAUGUUGCCAUGUUCAUCCUUCUUGUUUUCAUUAGCACAGGCUGCUCCCUUCUCUCACGCUAGCUGGUAAUUGCAGACAUCGCUUAGUGGAUGUUCCAUGGCUUGGAAAACGCGUAGCGUGAGCUUAGCUGGAAAUCUGCUGUAAUUAAGCUCUUUUAUUUUUUGUUUUUUUUAAAAAAAAACACAUACCCCAAUACAAUUUAAACGAAAUACUCUCCUCCUCAAGCAUUUAAUUAAGAGUGCUUAACUCCUUUUCUUUUAUUUUAAAGCCUCCUGAUUAUUAUGAUUAUUAAUUACUAUUGUCUCAACUCAACCUGAUUUCAGCAAUUUCCUAAUUAUUCUGGCUUAUUUGCGAUUAAAGCUAUUUGCUAGACAGGCAAAAUACAUGAUCGGAGCAUCCCUUUUUUCCCUCCACUUAAAGCUUUUAGCAGCUGCCUUUCAUUAGAAAAAGGCGGGGGGAGUGUAGGACUUUCAAUGGGAGGACUUUCAAUGGGAGGAGAUCAAAAUGCAUUCUCCCCGUACCUUAGCGGUACAGCAUCUGCUAUACUUGCAGAAGGUCCAAUGGUCAGUCCCUGGCAUCUCCAGGUAGGGCAGAGAGAGACCCUAGUCUGACCCCUAGGCUGGAGAGGGUCUGCCAGUGAGCGUAUACAGUACUAAGCAAGGUGGACCAAUGGGUCUGAUUCCGUAUAAGGAGACUUCCUAUGUUUCCCCCGCUAGAAGUGUGGCAACAUUCCAAGGAGGUUCGUGCUGCUAAUCAGCCUUCCUUCCCAUUCUACAUCCUGUCUUUCUCAAACCAGAGAAGGGGAUUAUUUUGGCAUAGGGUGGCAAGGAGGGCCACCCCUGCAAAGCCAUCCCCCACUCCCCACCAAUGAACCUCCUGUUUGUAGAAACCUCCGACUGGAAUGUAGCCUGCUUGUACAGUGACCCCAUGGACCAGAGCACACCAGGCACUCCUGUCUUCCGCUGCCUCCCGCAGUUUGGUCAAACUCAUGUUGGUAGCUUCGAGAACACUGUCCAACCGUCUCGUCCUCUGUCGUCCCCUUCUCCUUGUGCCCUCCAUCUUUCCCACCAUCAGGAUCUGUCCUUCCAGUGAGCACUCAGGGCUGAUUUCCUUAAGAAUGGAUGCGUUUGAUCUUCUUGCAGUCCAUGGGACUCUCAAGAGUCUCCUCCAGCACCAUAAUUGAAAAGCAUCCAUUCUUCGGCGAUCAGCCUUCUUUAUGGCCCAGCUCUCACUUCCAUACCUCACUACUGGGAAAACCAUAGCUUUAACUAUACGGACCUUUGUCGGCAAGGUGAUGUCUCUGUUUUUUAAGGUAUGCUGCUCUGCAAAUCUUUUUUGGAUGAAGAGUGGGAUUAAAAUAUCUUUAAAUAGAUAAUAAGAGAGAGAGUGCUGGGGGCCUGAUGGAGAGACACGGAGAGCCGCAUUUCCACAUCCCAGCCUGAGGUCUCCCUCCCCUCCCCCCCUCUCUCAACACACAAACACAUACACAGUUUAUUCACGUAUAUAUCCUUCCUUUCUUCUCCCAUCAGUUGGAGAGGGAGCAAGAGAAGCAAGAAGAAAACGCGCCAGAGUUUAUUAAAGUAAAAGAGAACCUGAGGAGGACAUCAACACUAACUGGGGCGGAGAAGGUCGCCUAGCAGAUGGGAGCAGCUGAGACCAGAAUGGAAGAGGAAGACCUUCUCUGCUCACUUGAAUACCUACAUGCUGACAUCUUCUUAUAUGGUGGACAUUCACAGUUACGUCUUUGGGGCUGCUUACUGUUUAUUAACGCUUGCUCCGGUAGAAACUCCCAAACAUGGGCUUUUGCUGUACAUCUAGGAAGGAAUAACAUCGGUGUGGGGGGGGCUGGGAAAGUUUGUGAUGCUAUGCUAGUAGAAGCGCUUGGGUGGGGAGUAAUAAUAAUGGCCUGAGCCUUCCUCUCGAGUAAACAGGCAAUGUUGAUGCCCUAUUCCAUCCCUUGUUAGCUCUGGGCUUAAACCUUGGAGAUGCAACGUGUGGGCGAUGGUCUAUGAAGACUAGGCCGCCAUAUCAAUGCCAGGGCUUCAAGACGCUCAGCAGCAGAAACUAAUGGUUGUAAUAAAUUUCAUGUUCAGUCGAGCUAAUCUUUGGAGUAGCUUGUUGGAAAACCAGAGAAGGGGGGCAAAAAACAAAAGAAACGAAAAAGGGAAGAGGCUAUCAGCGCCAGCUAACCGCUAGAGCUCACUCAGCUACGCUUUUGUCACUUUCUGCUGUGUCGAAGCAACACCCACCCAGAAAACGCAACCAUGUCAAUAAGCGUGUGAGUUUCUGUACUUCACUUGAAGUUCGUGAAAGGCUCCCAGGUCAAAACCCCCACUUGAAACCUCAGAAAGCCACGGCUGGCCUGUGUAGACAGUACUGAGUGACAAGCCAAUGGUCUGACUCACGAUAAGGCAAGCCUCCUAUGUAUUGCACCACUGAGAUGGGGCAGGGGGGCGGAUGUGGUGUCUCUUUGUGUCUAUGAGGACGUAUUGGUCGUCUCUUAGAUUCAGUCGUAAAAUAGCACUCGCGUUUCUUCCUGCAACUUAACAUGUUACUACGGAAAGAGGAGGCCCGGGUUAUAUCAUGCGGUCGGAUGCAAAAACUUCUCAACCCUCGUGCUCUGACAUGGGGAGCAAGGAUCGUAUUCCAGAAGGGGCCUUUAGGAGCUGUGUGGAAGGAAUAAGAAACCAUGCCUACAAAUGCGUUGCUUUCAGUAUAUGGAGGAAGAAAAUGGCGGUCUCAGAGAGACGGGAAGUGGUGGCCUAAUAAGAAUCACAUCAGCUGCAUAGAGAGGGUGAUGGGGCCACACAGAGGCUUGUGUGUGGACUCAGGUCAAUGGCCUAACUCAGGCAUGGCCAAACUUGGCCCUCCAGCUGUUUGGGGACUACAAUUCCCAUCAUCCCUGACCAUUGGUCCUGUUAGCUAGGGAUGAUGGGAGUUGUAGUCCCCAAACAGCUGGAGGGCCAAGUUUGGCCAUGCCUGCCCUAACUAGUCCAGCACCCUGUUCUCACAGUGGCCAAUCAGAUGCCUUAGGCAGGACCCGAGUUCAAGAGCGCUCUCCUCUCCCGUGGUUUCCCCGCCACAGACUUUCAGGAGCCGUACUGCCUCAGACCGUGGAGACAGAUAGCUAUUGUGGCUUGUAGCCUUCACCACGAAUCUGCUGGAUCCUCUUUUAAAAGCUUCUGAGUUAGUGGCUGUUGCUGACUCCCGUGUGAGGGAGCUUCAUGGCUUAACUGCACUGCAUGAAGAAGGAGCAGUUCUAUUGCACAUAAAAGUAAUUCCCUUAUCUUUAUUUCUUUGUUUUAAAAAAGUAGGUCCCUUCCAGCUGUCAGAUCGUAGUUCCUUUCCCCCUCAGUGGUACAACGUGAAUUGGGUGGGGAAUUCUUCUUAAAGCAAGAAACAAAAGUUGAGAAAUAUUUCCCCCACGGAAAAAUUUAGAAUAGUAAUGAGAAGUUGGUUCAAAGAGAGCCUCAAAGUGCCUUCACACAGGAAGGCUUGGCUUGGGACCAAUUAAUCCAUAAUACAACCUCCUGGUAGAUAUUAGGAAUUUGUGUGUGUAAACACUGGGGCUCGCCAUUCCAAAUGUUCUAGAACAAGCCAGGGGCACCACGUCUGAAUGCUAUGCAGAGAUCUUUCUUGGGUAGUGUUUUAACAGCUCCUAGUGAUCUUGUACUAUAUGAGUCAUAAUUCAGCCUAUGCAGAGGUACCGGAAAUUGUGCUUCCCAAAAUGUCUGUUACUUUUCCUCGAAAGCACAUAUUCUUAUUUUUACCCCAAAGAAACUCAUUCUGUACCUACUUAGGUAUACUGUGCUAUAUAAACAUAGUGAUAUCUGUGCACCUGCUGCAUGUAUAUUAUUGCACAUGUUCAUAUUAACAACUUAACUGCCACCAUUGCUUUCUUGGGGAGAGAACAUUUUAUCAAGAAAAAAACCAGAACAAAACCUGAAUUGAUGAGUAAUUGUAUAUUUUGCUAGAUAUUCUAUGAAUGAAAACAGCCGGCUACCAAAAUAAACUGAUUUCGUUUUUCUAA
Molecule: messenger RNA, 33098 nt
Organism: Podarcis lilfordi (Lilford's wall lizard)
Lineage: Eukaryota; Metazoa; Chordata; Lepidosauria; Squamata; Lacertidae
Source: the annotation of a GenBank genome assembly